This is a messenger RNA of Aspergillus glaucus CBS 516.65, 1134 nucleotides long. RefSeq lists its product as uncharacterized. The record is from RefSeq and is a predicted model, not a curated record. The transcript is spliced from 7 exons. NCBI's taxonomy places the organism in Eukaryota, Fungi, Ascomycota, Eurotiomycetes, Eurotiales, Aspergillaceae. The coding region runs from base 1 to 1134 and encodes 377 amino acids.
AUGAGAAAGCCUGGAACCGUCGAUGCCAACAUCCACAAAGAGAAUCGAGACAGAUAUGCGUCCAAGCUCAAAAUUUGGCCUUCCUCAUGGCCAAACGGAUCAUUCGACUCUACCUGUCCCCAUCCGGUCCAAUUGCACGAAGCUCUGUAUCUUGCCAUUGAGGAUAUUAUUGGGCGGUGGUGGACGGACGAUGGGGCACGGUUUCCGGAACAAAUGCCCUUGGAGCCUGAGGAGGAGGAGGAGGAGGAGGAGGAGGAGAAUUUCUUGUGUAACAAACUAAUACGACCGUACAAAGAGUGUCAAGGAUUUUGGAGACCGGAUUUCCUUCUGGAGCACGAUGCGGAUUUAGGCAUUGAAAACUUCCGCAUUUGCGAGAUCAAUGCUCGUUUCUGCUGGAAUGGAUACAUGCACACCGCGUUUGGUCAAGAAGCAUACUCGGCGUUCGAGCAGAGAGGACUUGUUGAUGCAGCAGACCCGGGAACGAUUCUGAGAGGACUGCUGGGGCAAUUCGACCGCAGACGGCCACUGCACAUUGUCAAGGGCAAUGAGCGUGGUAUCGACAGUCACAUGUUUGUGGAAUUCUGCCAGCUUCUCGGUAUCAAGGCGCAAUUGAUUACUCCUGACAGUCUCCGAGUAGUCCCUCACCGGGAGGGGCAUAAUGGCUACAAGCUAUACUCCGAGCUGAAGCGGCAGAUCAGUCUCCGGUACUUCAAUGACAUGCGGGCAAUCCUCCUCACGCACGACAAGAGAAUGCGCGGAAUCGUCCUACAAGAGCUAAACUCAUUGGUAACAAGAAACAUCCUCUCAGCUGAGCAGGCUGCGCAACUCGAGCAAUUAAUCGACCAGUCCCGUUCACCAGAACAGCUGAAAGACGAUUACAUCCUCAAACCAAUCCGUAGUGGAAAAGGUGAUGGCAUCCAGUUUGGCGAUCAGCUCAGCCAUGCAGACUGGCUAGCGAAACUGGAAGAGUUGCGAGACACCCAGCUGAAACCGGGGUUAACCUUGUAUGUCGUACGGCACAAAGUCAACCAACGCUUGUACGACGUGACGCUUGGAUCGGGACAGUCGGUGCCAUGCCAUAAGGUCGGGACGUACCAUGCUGUCAAUGGACAGUUUGUGGGACUGGGGGCUUAG